Molecule: messenger RNA, 2231 nt
Organism: Oryzias melastigma (Indian medaka)
Lineage: Eukaryota; Metazoa; Chordata; Actinopteri; Beloniformes; Adrianichthyidae
Product: zinc finger protein 239
Exons: 2
Coding region: 663-1712 (349 amino acids)
Biological process (GO): regulation of transcription by RNA polymerase II
Cellular component (GO): nucleus
Molecular function (GO): DNA-binding transcription factor activity, RNA polymerase II-specific; RNA polymerase II transcription regulatory region sequence-specific DNA binding
Source: RefSeq, a predicted model, not a curated record
ACUUUUGUGCUUGGUUGCACUUAAAUAGGCUAUUAACAAAUAAUAUCGGCCUUUUAAAAAUGUAGACAAGAUUUCAUGCAUUUGUAUUUUAAUUAUAUAGAUUUCAAGCUAAAAAAAUAAAUGUAGCCAGUGUUUAUUUCGGUUUCAUGUUCUUGGUAAAUCUGGAUUUAGUGAGGAACUGAUAUGAUCCAACCUCAAGCCAACUUCACGAGGGGUUAAACGAAACUUAUCGAGAAAUGGGAGGUCUUACCCGCGCGAGUGAGGAUGUUGAGAAACGGCGCCCAAGGUCAUGUUUUUUUUUUGUUUUUGUUCUCUCUCUCUCUCUCUCUCUCUUUUCUGUGUCUGUGUGUGAGAGUUGCACCGCCGCUCGCUAGAUGCUGCUGUCCGGUUUCAGCCCUCAAACCCAUGAAAACAGAACCGAAGAAAUAGGAGCUCCCCAUGAACGCGGCCAUUGUGACGUUUUUGUUUUAUUGUGCACUAUCUGCACGAGCCCUCAAAAAAGAAAUAAAGCGACUCGUUUAAUUGAGACAGACGGCGGUUCAUGGCCAUCUCUGUUUGUUUGGUGCCUCUCGCACAUCCUUUGCUUUGUUCGCGGCGAAGCGGGCCCUGACGUAUACACGGCAGCUGCUAAAUCUUCUGUUUGAGACGCUGUCGAUGGCAGGAUGCUGGAUAAACCCGGUGAGAAGGUGCAGCAGUCUGGGCUCUGCUCAGACUGCGGCUGCAGUUUCAUCCCACCUCAACUGAACCUCGUCCCAGACUCUACCGCCUCAGACUCCUCCGAGCAACUGACAGACAAAACAGACAGUCCCUCUAAAUGUCCAUCCUGCCAGGCGGGCGGCGUUGGUGGGAGCAGCAGCAGCAGCCCCCCCAAUGGACGGCGACCCCACAGGCGCAUUCGCCUGGAUCCGCACAGCUGUGCCCUGUGCUCCAAGACGUUCAUCUCAUCGGCCCAUUUGGCUCUUCACCUGACCUCGCACAACAAAGAGAGGAAGUUUCGAUGCGGCAUCUGCAGCAAAUACUUCCAUCAGUCGUCCCACCUGAUGGCUCACAAGAAAAUUCACAGUGGAGACCGCCCGUUCAAGUGCCCCGACUGUGGGAAGUCUUUUGGCCGGGCUUCACACCUCAAGACGCACCGCCGGCUCCACACGGGCGAGAAACCCUUUAAAUGCACCUUCUGUGGCAAGUCCUUCACCCAGAAGGCCGGGCUUCUGGCGCACGUUCGCCUGCACACAGAAGAGAAGGUAUACAAGUGCAAGAAGUGCGGCAAGGUGUUUCCCUCCUUGUCGCUGCUGCUCUCUCACAAAGCCGAGGAGGCCUCCAGGGAGGACAAACCUGCCCCCGCCCCUCCGCUCAGCCAGCCCCAGGAGACGCCAAGCAGCAUUGAGGAUCUGAAGUGCGGCGUCUGCUGUCGCACCUUCGUGCGCUCCUCUUACAUCCGGCUGCGCGUGCGCCUGAAAAAAGGACAGCGGCCCUACCACUGCAAGGUUUGCAACAAGACUUUUGUCAAGCUGGAUACGUUUGUGAACCACUGCGAGAAACACCUGAGGCAGAAAAAGGAGAAAAACAAGGACGCGAAAGAGAAAGUCGUCAAACCCCCCCUCUUCGUCCCCAUCUCCCGGCAACUUUCGCCUGAGGACUUCUCCUCUCAGGGUUUACCCUCGGAGGUCAGCACACGCUCCAAAAACAAAACCAAGAUUAAGAUCGAGACGUAAGGAGAUGAAAAACAAAGACAAAUGUGCAACUCCACAGUUUCCUCCAUUAUGUCUGUCAACUUUGUUGAAACAAAGAAGACAUAAUUUAAGUGUAUUUUUAUUUAAACCAAGUCAAGAUGUGUGUAUAAAUUGUUCCACUAUUUCAUGAUACAAUAUUAGAAAAGUUUCAGGCACAGCAACGUUUUGAAGCACUUAGAGAAAGAUUUAAGUUAACAAAAAAUGUUAAUUUAUUGAAAAUGAAUAAGCUAAAUAUUUCCAAUAAUCAGAAACUUCCUUGUGUUGUUGGUUGACUCGUGUUCCAAGCAUAUGUCGAUACUUCCGGGAUAGAAGUUAACAAAAAAUGUAAAAACUGAAAUAGACGUUCACACAGGGCAAAGUUAAGGUGAUGUCUUUAUAAAAAUCACACAACGUGACACUGUAAAUAUUGAUAGUACAUCAAUAGAUGAGUAAAACCAUAAAAGUGUACUGUAGUGUUUUGCACCUUAAGUCUUGUAAUAAUAAAGUUAAACUUAAGUCUGA